AUGGCGCAGCAACUUAACUCCGACGUACCAAAACCUUGGAAGCAGAUACAGCGUAAGCGAGGGGGAGGGGCGAAGGGCCACUUCAGUUUCUGCCUCUCCUCCUUUGAAGAGAUCUGCUUUGAGAACAGCUCCAUUCUCGAAAACCCAGAUCUCACUCCUGUGGAUAGGGAUCACUUGGAGUCGCCUAUAUUCAUGGUGUGCAAAGCCGAGCAAUCAGCAUCCAUGUAUACAAGCCACUAUAAGGAAUCUGCGCAGCAAUGUCCGCCCACGAGCAGACAAGACAGUUACUGUCCGGUCUGCCUGCAGACUGCCAGAUUCCCAGUGCAGACCAACUGUGGCCAUUUAUUUUGUGCUUCCUGCCUCCUCACCUACUGGAGACACGGCUCGUGGUUAGACGCAAUCAGCUGUCCGCUCUGUAGACAGAAGGUCAGCGUGCUGUGCCACCUCUUCAAGGAGAGUCGAUCAGACCAGCAGUCAGAGGAAGUUCUGGGGGAAAUCAGAGACUACAACAAACGUUACUCUGGAGCCCCUCGAAGGGUAACGGACUACCUCUGUGACGCCCCCCUUGCUCUGCAGUUGCUGGCUCGCGGGCUUGGCACCAUGGGAGGCCUCGUAGGGUUGUUUCUCUUCAGAGUGGCCUUGUGUUGUGUGGGGACCAUGGUGUCCAUCUCCUCCCCAUCGGUGGACACUGCGUCUUCAUCGUCAAACCCCAUUCCAACGGAUCCCUCACUCUGCGGCCUGCUGGGGGCUCUGGAUGAUCUGGUGGUGGUCAUUCUGCUUCUCAUCUGUGUUCUCAACAUCAACCAGCAAAUGGCACCAGAGAGAGGACACUCUCCAAACACAACAGCCGCGCAGGGAGUGAUGGCGAGCACACUUUAGGUGCGCGCAGCUGGAUUUUGUCAGCUGUGAACCGUUGGACUUUUAUUGGAUUCCUACUCUCUUCCUGUGGUUAGUUGGAUUAGCGGGGGUGAGAUUAUUGAUAAAUGCAUGGCUUGUUAAAAAGUCUGGAGUCAGAUGCUGUCUCAGGCUGUCAGACUGGGACUCCAGUGUGUUUACAAAGCUGAGGCAAUGGUGAUAUCCAAAACUCAAAGGAGCUUCCAGAAGCUGUUGUCAAUACUGGAAAGCUCUUGUAAAUA
This is a messenger RNA of Menidia menidia (Atlantic silverside), 1136 nucleotides long. The record is from the annotation of a GenBank genome assembly. NCBI's taxonomy places the organism in Eukaryota, Metazoa, Chordata, Actinopteri, Atheriniformes, Atherinopsidae.